This is a messenger RNA of Phanerochaete carnosa HHB-10118-sp, 1060 nucleotides long. RefSeq lists its product as uncharacterized. The transcript has a single exon. Lineage: Eukaryota; Fungi; Basidiomycota; Agaricomycetes; Polyporales; Phanerochaetaceae. The record is from RefSeq and is a predicted model, not a curated record. The coding region runs from base 345 to 704 and encodes 119 amino acids.
CCGAACAUCCCUCCUUGUUCCACGCCACCACCGCGCUGCGUCAGGUAUUAGUCAACAGGCAACGCGUCGACGCCAUACAUGUCCUUGCGUAAGUAAUGUUCCUCCGACGUAUAACCAUACCCUUCUCAUGGGCAGCGAGGUCGCAUCGUCACGCGCGGAGCAGGCGCACAAGCCCCAGAGUAGCGAAACAACGUUCUGUGCGCAACCAAGAAGCCCAUGAAUGAUGCGACAAGCAUUACAGGUCACAAGAACUAGGGGCGCGAUGACCGCGUUGUUGCUGGUACCCGCAGCUGUUGAGGGCGGCGCGGCCCUUCACCGCUAUCUUACUUUUCUCAGCAAAGGGUAUGGUGUUUCACGGAUUACGGGCAGCGGUGAUCGGUGAGUUCAUUAGAUUAUAUCAUCUUGAUGUUGUUAAGUUGAGCUCGCAUCAGCCGAUAGAAGAUCCGCCUAAUCCACCUCCCACUGUAGCAUCUACCAUACACCUCCACCUCAUGUCGUGCAUUUCAGGGUAUGCCAUGUUCUUACACUUACACACAUCGACCGUGGCCCUGCCUAGCUUGCACGCGAGCACCGGGUGUGUUGCGCUUGAAUGCGCCCUCGAAAUCUCCAGCACAAGCACAGCCACGGGCGCCUGCAGCUACACGGCGACGCGCCUCACAGCAAGCUCGCUGCUGCUGCGCGGGUAUCGCAAGAAGGGCAGCUGACGGGCUGCACGUCCGAGAUCACCAGCCGCAUGUCCUGCGCUGCUCCCUGCGCUGGACGCAUAGCGGUCCUAAGACCCAGGUGAGUGACGCCUCCGCAGAUCUUACAGUAUUGCCCUGACUUGCUAUAUAUUGUAGGGCUACCUCCCGUGUCUAUCCCCUACCACAGCAGAAUGAAUCUAGUGUAGUCUACACCAGCAUGUAUUAUACAGUUGUGUGCCCAAUAUAUUUCUUCUAUGAAUCCAUUCCCUAUGAGUGAGUGUGCAAAGCCCGGGAGGCCAUCUGCUGGUAUCUACAGGCGGGCUGCGACAGCACCACGGUGUGCUGCUGAAUUUAUGCAGGCUGCCACGGUAUGCUGC